CUUACAAUAUGUCUGUAGGCACAACCACUGAUGGCACCAGUGGCCUUGGGAGUAAUGGGCAAGAGUACUCGGUUCCAAGAGCUACGGAGGAACUAUUUAACACUGGUCUAUUGAAGAAUCCUCUGGUAUCCCGCAAUCUCCCCAAGGAGGCAGAAGAAUGUUCGAAAUCCAUCCGGUUCGAAGGGAACGAAAGCCCCAGCAUCCCCAUCAACUGGAGAUUCGCAGAGAGUAUCUCGUCUCUGAAGGGACUGGAAGCCACCAUGAUCAAUAUCCUUCUGAAGAGGAAGUAUAACGUCGAUGCAAAGGAAGUGGUCAUCAAUACUGAUCACGCCCAGCUGUUUGUCAUGUCUGCUUUCUUGUGGGUACUCGACCCAGAUGGAGAGAAGGUCCCCUUUGGCAGCCCCCAGAAGAACGCACUGAAAGAGAAAUACUUCCCUGAUUACGACCUCCACGGGGCAGGGAAAACUCCCUACAGGACCGCCGCGACCAACAUUUAUCGAUGCAAAGACGGCAGGUACUUCCAUCUCCACGGAAGCAUGAAUGCCCAUCCUACCCAGGACAGCCUCGGCCUCCCGCACGACAACCCAACCACGACCUACGAAGAAUCCAUCCAACCUUACAUCGACAAACUCUCGCAGAUCGACUCCGCCACCAUGCAGCCCCUCGCCUCCGACCAGUUCAAGCAAGCCGGCACCAUCUGCUGGACGACCGACGAAUACAAAACCAGCGCCCACGGCCGCGCCAACUCGCACAUCAGCCUCUGGGACAUCCACUCCGUCCCGAACCCUACGCAGCCCCCCUGCUGGUGGCCCUCGAUCGCCGAAACCGGUCCUUCGCGCCCGCUGGCCGGGCUGAAAGUCAUCGACCUGACGCGCGUCAUCGCUGCGCCGGCCGUGACCCGGGGACUGGCGGAGCUGGGCGCCAGCGUACUGCGGAUCACGGCGCCGCACGUCACAGACAUGACGAGCUUGCAUCCAGAUCUGUGCUGGGGGAAGUGGAACGCGCAUCUGGACCUGCGGGACGAGGGGCAGCGGGAGACGAUGCGGGGGUUGAUUUUAGAGGCAGACGUGGUAGUGUCGGGGUACCGGCCGGGGGUGAUGGACAAGUAUGGGUUUUCGCAGGAGGAGAUUUUGGAAUUGUGUAAGGGGAGGGAGAGAGGGGUAGUCGUGGUGAGGGAGAAUUGCUAUGGGUGGAAUGGGGAGUGGAGUUAUCGGAGUGGGUGGCAGCAGAUUAGCGAUGCGAACUGUGGUGUGUCGAUGGAGUUCGGGAGAGCGAUGGGGAAUGAUGAGCCGGUUACGCCGGUGUUUCCGAAUUCGGAUUAUUGCACUGGAGUCGCAGGAGUUAUCGGCAUCUUGGAUGCCAUCCUUCGACGAGGCUCUGACGGCGGGUCGUAUAAAGUUGACCUUUCCCUCAACUACUACUCGCAGUGGCUCGUCAACAGCGUCGGAGUCUACCCCGACGCAGUGUGGCAGGAUGUCUGGAACCGCAACGGACGCCUGGUGUUCCGCCACUACCAUCACAUGGGAUACACCAUCCCACGCUUCAUGAAAAUGCUGACCGACAACGCGAAAGAUGUGGUCCUGAAAGACGAGUUCUUCGAGAACCGGCCGUCGCGGCUGCUCGGGAAGCCGUUCAGAACCGUCAAGCCGGUCAUCCAGUACCGGCAGGGACCGGUGGAGCUGCGGUACAACGUGUCAACACGAGGGAACGGGAUCGAUAAACCGCAGUGGCCGAAGGAUUUGAUGACGGAAUUGAUUGCGUAA
Molecule: messenger RNA, 1763 nt
Organism: Eremomyces bilateralis CBS 781.70
Lineage: Eukaryota; Fungi; Ascomycota; Dothideomycetes; Eremomycetales; Eremomycetaceae
Product: CoA-transferase family III
Exons: 5
Coding region: 9-1763 (584 amino acids)
Molecular function (GO): catalytic activity
Source: RefSeq, a predicted model, not a curated record